UUCAAGAAUAUUUUUGUAUUUAGAGCUUCUAAUGAUUCAAUCGAAAAAAAAUGCUGAAGAUUGGAUGGAUGGGUUGGAUCUUCCAGUCAAGGUUUUGAAGGGGCCGAUUUUGGAUAAUGGAACCACUUGCCUUGCUUCUACAAACUGAAAACCUAAGCAGAUAUUUACAUACAAUCUUCUUUUUGGGCAUUGAAUCGGUAUGCUUUUGUACUACUUGAAUUCCCAAAACGGAGAAAAUGGGUGUGCGACUUAAUCAAGAUUGGCUUAGAUUUUUGUUCUCUUUCUCUUUUAUUUGCUUUCUGCUUAUGUACUUAUGUUUUGUUUUAUGUAUUUAUUGGAUCGGAGAUGCAGGAUUUAAGAGCGUUGGAUGGACGUUCCAUUCGUGUCGUUUGCUAGGAAGACUCACAUUCCUGACACAUAUGCAAUCCGACAUUUCCAAAUAGUUGGUACCCCAAAAAGUGUCAGCCGCAGGUUAUAUCAUUUAUCUUCGGGAUCAGAGGGUAACCCUAUCCGGUGUUCAAUGAAGUCUUAUAGACUAUCAGAGCUCAGUCUGGUCGAGGUUGAUGGCCUCAGGGCUCGUCCUCGUAUUGAUUUCUCUUCAAUUUUCAGUGUUGUAAAUCCGAUUGUUGAUGAUGUCCACAGUAGAGGCGAUGCUGCGGUUAUAGAUUAUACUGCACGCUUUGACAAAGUUAUACUGGAUAAAGUAGUAGAAAAUGUUGCCGAUCUUCCGGAUCCAAAGCUUGAUUCAGCUGUGAGAGAAGCUUUCAAUGUGGUGUACGACAAUAUAUAUGCAUUUUAUGCUGCACAAAAGGCUCCCGAGCAAACUGUUGAGAAUAUCAAAGUUGUUACAUGCAAAAGGGUAGCAAGGUACAUUGCUUCUGUGGGUCUUUAUGUUCCGGGAGGGACGGCAGUUUUACCUUCGACGGCUUUGAUGCUAGCAGUGCCUGCACAGAUUGCUGGGUGCAAAACCGUUGUUCUUGCAACUCCCUCGAGUUGUGAUGGUAGUAUCUGCAAGGAGGUACUGUAUUGUGCCAAGAAAGCGGGCGUGACACAUAUACUCAAAGCUGGGGGAGCUCAGGCCAUCUCAGCCAUGGCUUGGGGGACUGCAUCUUGUCCUAAGGUGGAAAAAAAUUUUGGGCCUGGAAAUCAAUACGUCACAGCCGCAAAAAUGAUUCUCCAAAACAGUGAGGCCAUGGUUUCUAUUGACAUGCCAGCUGGCCCAUCAGAAGUUCUGGUCAUUGCUGACAAACAUGCCAACCCUGUUCAUAUAGCUGCAGAUUUACUCUCUCAGGCAGAACAUGGUCCAGACAGUCAGGUUGUUCUUGUAAUCUCGGGGGAUGAUGUUGAUGUGGCUGCAAUCGAGGUGGAAAUCAGUAAGCAGUGUGAGAGCCUUCCAAGGGGAGAAUUCGCUGCAAAAGCAUUGAGCCACAGUUUCACAGUGUUCGCCCGAGAUAUGGUUGAGGUCAGCUUAAACUUCCACCGGCUUUUGGUAUCCUUUUGCUAUAUAAAUGUAGGGAGUGGUUUUAGGACUUGGAGUAUAAUCUGGUUAUUUGUUGGUCAGGCUUCAUAUGCAAAAUUCAUUACAGAAGCACAAACUUCUGCAUCCCAUGGCAAGAUUGGGAAGUUACGUACGCGUAUGUCUCUGUUUCUUGAUUUGUCUUCUGUUGGGUGUUUUCUGGAUGUGACAAAGGAAGAUUUAUUAAAAAUGACUGUUUCUGUUUUGCAGGAAGAUUUAUGGCAGGCUGCAUUUCCAGUUAGCACAGAGCUCAAUUGGUCUAGAACAAGCUCCCCUCGGGUCAGGAGCACAUCGAGCAUAUCCAAAAACCAGGAUGUAUUGUCAUCACCAUAUCAUUUUCAUGCUUGUUCAUUGUCAUCAUUGUCAUUGUCGGCAUCAUUGGCAUCCACAUUGUUCUCAUCAUCAUUGUCAUUGUCGGCAUCAUUGGCAUCCACAUUGUUCUCAUCAUUGUUGUCAUCAUCAUCCCCAUCAUUCUCAUCACCACCACCGCUGACAUCAUCAUUGUGGCGGCUGCUGCCCACCACCACCACUGUCAUCAUAAUCAUCAUUGUUGUCAUUGUUUCAGGAUCUGUGUUCUUAGGGCAGUGGAUGCCGGAGAGUGUGGGGGACUAUGCAAGUGGGACCAAUCAUGUCCUUCCAACAUAUGGGUAUGCGAGGAUGUAUGGUGGGGUAUCCUUGGACUCCUUCCUCAAAUACAUCACUGUCCAGUCCCUCACGGAGGAAGGGCUGAGGAGGCUGGGUCCAUAUGUGGCCAAGAUGGCGGAGGUUGAAGGUCUUGAGGCCCACAAGAAGGCCGUCACCCUCAGGUUAGAGGACAUUGCAGCUACCAACCUUCAUACAUGAUUAGGUGAUGGAAAAUUGCGGACAUUGAGAUUUUGGUCCCCCAUUUUUCUACCUUUUUUGGGAAUGAUAGAGUUAAGGUUUGUUUACACACACACACACACACACACAUUGUACUUAUGACUUAUCUGAUUGACGGUUUGGAUGAACCACAUAUCUGAUCAGUUGAUCCAGUGGGCAGGUGCCCAUCAGGUAGGUGGUGCAUAAACAUAUGGUAUGAUUGCAAUGGCGAUGCAUUGGAUUGUUGUGUUG
Messenger RNA from Magnolia sinica, 2608 nucleotides. RefSeq names its product histidinol dehydrogenase, chloroplastic-like. Lineage: Eukaryota; Viridiplantae; Streptophyta; Magnoliopsida; Magnoliales; Magnoliaceae. The transcript has 18 exons. The record is from RefSeq and is a predicted model, not a curated record. Gene Ontology annotation, molecular function: metal ion binding; histidinol dehydrogenase activity; NAD binding. Gene Ontology annotation, cellular component: cytoplasm; chloroplast stroma. Gene Ontology annotation, biological process: L-histidine biosynthetic process. Bases 368 to 2359 code for a protein of 663 amino acids.